UGAACAUGAAGCCAAUGAAUCACAUGUUCACAUGCAUGGCGAUAGUGAGAAAUGUGAAAAUAAAAUGGCCCCAUCUGAAAAGAAAAACGACUAUGAAGAUAUUUCUGACCAACUUUAUCCUGAUCGUAAACGAAAAUCAGGUUCAACAGAUGAAGAACAGUCGAGUUCUUGGUAUGACAUUGUAAGCGGUAAGAAAAAUGCAGCCGAGAAUUUCGUUCGAAUACGAUGUCGUUACAAGGUUGAAAAAGCAUUGAGCGAAAGUCCUCUGGUGAAGCUAUUAGUAUCGGCAUUACGGUCCAAAGGAUGUGAAAUCGAUAUGAAUCGUCAUAUUUGUUGUGAAAAUUGUGGCGACCAAGUAACCGGCGGUUACGAUACUACUCGUAAUCAGAUUGUUGUAUGUCACAAUCGUGUCUACACAAAAGAAAUGACUGCAGCCGUCAUUGGACAUGAAUUGAUUCAUAUGUUUGAUUAUUGCCGCGCUAAACUUGACUUUAAUAAUUUAGAUCAUAUCGCUUGUUCGGAGAUCCGUGCUGCCAAUCUCGUUCAUUGUUCGAUGACCAGUUCAUUUUUUACUGGAACCACCGGAUUUAAUAAAGUAGCCGGAUCGCAUCGAGAAUGUGUAAAGGCAAAAGCAUUAUCAUCGAUUUUGGCCGUACGAAAAGGAAUGCCUAUUGAACAAGCUGUACAAGUGGUAGAUCGUGUAUUCGACCGAUGUUAUAAUGAUCUGGAACCAAUUGGCCGUAGAAUACGACUAAAUUCACGUCACAUUAAAUGGGCAUAUCGUGAACGGUUUCUCUAUGACUACGAUUCAUUUGCUUAGCUUUUGGUGUUUGUUUCAAUUAUAAUAAUGAAUGUAUUAUC
Molecule: messenger RNA, 861 nt
Organism: Dermatophagoides pteronyssinus (European house dust mite)
Lineage: Eukaryota; Metazoa; Arthropoda; Arachnida; Sarcoptiformes; Pyroglyphidae
Product: mitochondrial inner membrane protease ATP23 homolog
Biological process (GO): mitochondrial proton-transporting ATP synthase complex assembly; mitochondrial protein processing
Molecular function (GO): metalloendopeptidase activity
Source: RefSeq, a predicted model, not a curated record